Messenger RNA from Acaromyces ingoldii, 1183 nucleotides. RefSeq names its product UPF0005-domain-containing protein. The coding region runs from base 292 to 1116 and encodes 274 amino acids. Lineage: Eukaryota; Fungi; Basidiomycota; Exobasidiomycetes; Exobasidiales; Cryptobasidiaceae. The record is from RefSeq and is a predicted model, not a curated record. Gene Ontology annotation, cellular component: membrane. The transcript is spliced from 3 exons.
ACAGGACGAGCCUUUGGAGCCAUCAGAAGCCUUGCCCGGUGCGGGAGGCGUUAGACUAGGGGCUGUAUUGAGACGACGUGGGGAGCCUUAGAGCGCACGUGGAAAUUUAGCUCAGCCUCUUUUUGGACUCCAUUGGAACUCUGCUGCAUCGUACCGCGCGGUCGCACUUCACCGCCACCACUAGCACGCCUCGCCUUCAACGGCUUAUAAGGCGUCAGUCUCUCUCCUCACCAAGCUUUCCACCCAUUACUGGCUCUCCAACGCCCGUGCGCUCUCGAAUAGCCAGUCCACAUGUCUUCGUACACGCAAGCACCGCCGGGGUACGCCCCCUCGAAGCAUCACAAGGGCCAGUACCAGUCAAUUCCUCAGGAUGACGACGAGGCCGGGCCGUCCGCUCCUCUGCUCAACACAGGACCCAGAGAGGAGGGCGACAUCGACACAGAUGACUUCAAGUUCAGUGUCACUGUCGAACAGAGUGCACCCGAGAUUCGCCAGAUGUUCCUCAAGAAGGUUUAUGCCGUGCUCUUCCUGCAAAUUCUCGGAACCACCGUUGCCUCGUAUCUCUUCAGUACUCGCACCGUGACGACCUGGGUUCAACACAACCAGUGGUCGGUCAUUGUCGCACUGAUCGGUAGCUUUGUGUCGAUGGGUGUCCUCUUCUGGAAGCGACACUCUCACCCGCUCAACCUUGGUCUUCUCGCUCUCUUUACCGUCAUCGAGUCCUUCUCCCUCGGUUUGGUCGCAUCCCACGUCUCGAAGCGCAUCUUGCUGCAGGCCCUGGUCAUCACUCUCUUUACCUUUGCCGGCCUGACGUUCUUCACCUUCCAGUCCAAGCGAGACUUCUCCGGCAUGGGCCCAUGGCUCUACGGUGGACUCAUGCUCCUCGUCGGCCUCAGCUUUAUUCAAAUUUUCUUUCCCUUCAGGAGGAGCAUCGACAUGGCCUUUGCUGCCGGCGGCUGUCUCAUCUUCUCGGGCUACAUCGUCUACGACACCCACAUGAUCCUGAAGAGGCUGAGCCCAGAGGAGUGGGUCAUGGCUGUCCUUUCCCUUUACCUUGACAUCAUCAACCUCUUCCUCAGCGUCGUUCGCAUCCUGAACGGAGCCAACCGCGAUUGAUCUGCGAUGUUCUACAUUUCGCUCGUCCUCUGUUGACUCUCUUUCUUAUCCGCUUGUCUUUGUGAAU